This is a messenger RNA of Hermetia illucens (black soldier fly), 1459 nucleotides long. RefSeq names its product F-box/LRR-repeat protein 2-like. The transcript has 3 exons. Gene Ontology annotation, molecular function: protein binding. The coding region runs from base 444 to 1166 and encodes 240 amino acids. Lineage: Eukaryota; Metazoa; Arthropoda; Insecta; Diptera; Stratiomyidae. The record is from RefSeq and is a predicted model, not a curated record.
CAUACAUAAAACGAUCGUUCUCGCUGGUAACAUAGAAAAAUCACUUGCCACUUCGCUUUCAAAGUUUACAUCGGGAUUUAGGAUAUUCUCCGGAUUAUCGUGGACCUAGGCAGAAAAUAUCAACAACAACGUCAUGAGUUCGAAGAAUAGUUUACUACUUUGGAAAUGCCCAACGAAGUAAUUCAUGGCCAGAAGAAAGAAGGUGCCGUUGUUCAUAUUUCUUCCUAGUGAGAAAGGGAACCAAAGGGGCGUUAUAUCCUUUCGUGAAUGAGCGAUGCAAGUGCUUUAGUAAAUUGCAGUAUAUAGUCCGUGUCUACAUAGUGCCAAAGGCUGCUUCAGUUGUGGGGCUUCAAGAACGAAAAAGUCGAUGCAAUUUUCUGAAUAUUGGGUCAUAUCCAUAGAGUGCGGCAGUUCAACAGAACAAGAAAUUGUGUGAAAACAAAAUGGGGAUACCAGCCAGGACAAUAGACGACUUAGACAAUAAAAGUCUUCAACACAUAUUCUCUUAUUUAAGCCUCGUGGAUAAAUUAAAAAUAUCAUUAAUUCUCGACGACUUCAACGACUUGAUCAAGGAUGCCCUUCGCAAUGAAAUAUUUGACGCGUUUCAAGUUCAAACGACUUUUUCGCUUCCAGAUGCAAAAUGCAUUUUACAUAACUAUGGAAAAUUUUUAAGAAAAUAUCAAUGUGAAACCACUUGUAAAGUCGAUUUUUUGAGCCUAAUAACAGAAUAUUGCACAAACAUGGAAGAAAUUGUUCUUUCAGGAUGUGAAAUCAAAGACAAUGCGCACAGCAAAUUAUUGUACAUUUCCGAAAAUCUUAAAUCUUUAACACUUAGGAAAUGUGUACUCGGAAUUGCUGCCACCUGUCGCCUUGACGAGCUUAGGCAGUUGAAAGUGCUGAAUUUAGAAGAUUGCAGUGUUCAUGGCCAAUAUUUAAGUAGAUUGCGUAAUCUCACUGAGCUUAAUAUAAAGAAUUGCCGAAACAUUAAUGCGAGAGAUUUUAUCGAAAUAUGCAAGUCUAAUAAACUAAAGAAAGUGAAUGCCGAAGGCCUAGAGCAAUUAACAAUCGCAUCCGCAAAAACUCUAGUCGAAACUAGAAAUAUCGUUUGUGGGCAACAAGUAUUGGCCCAAAGAUUCAAGUCGGGCAUAGCAUCGACAACAUCCUGAGAACCAAUCCCGAAGUGCUUGUGAACGAACAACAGGAAUCGCUUGAAUGUGCAGAAAAACCAUUUCUUGGAAAAGGAAUUUCUAAGUCGGAUAUGUGAAUUUGGUAACUUAAAAAGUUUAAGGGGCUAUUCUAGUAUUAAUUUUUUUUCGAUUUCUUCCUCCUUUUGCAUAUUUUUAUAAUGCGUUCAAGAAUAACUGUAAAAUUUUAGAUUGAUAUCUAUUUUCGUUUUAAUUCUAUAAACAUAUUUAUAAGCGCGUGUCGCACAGCUCCGGUACAGUAGAAAUCAAUAAAA